Penicillium daleae is the source of this 1734-nucleotide messenger RNA. Its product is annotated as phosphate:H+ symporter. Gene Ontology annotation, cellular component: membrane. Gene Ontology annotation, biological process: transmembrane transport; phosphate ion transport. NCBI's taxonomy places the organism in Eukaryota, Fungi, Ascomycota, Eurotiomycetes, Eurotiales, Aspergillaceae. The record is from RefSeq and is a predicted model, not a curated record. The transcript is spliced from 3 exons. Gene Ontology annotation, molecular function: phosphate transmembrane transporter activity. Bases 1 to 1734 code for a protein of 577 amino acids.
AUGGCCUCUCAAGCUAUUGACCCUGAUAUCGAGGCCGUUCCUCCAACCGAUAGCGACCUGUCGUCCGUCGUCGACGUUCAGGAACGUCGCCGAGCUGCCCUGGCUCGUAUCGAUCAGGCCAAGUUCGGCUGGCACCAUAUCCGGGCUGUCAUUGUCGCUGGUGUGGGCUUUUUCACGGAUUCCUACGACAUCUUCGCCAUCAACCUCGCCGUCUCCAUGCUGGGUGUCGUCUACUGGCAGGGGGCCAAAUCCGGCCCUGGCAAGCUGCCUUCCAGUGCCGAUACUGCUAUCAAAGUUGCUACCUCUGGUGGAACCGUCAUCGGCCAGUUGUUCUUCGGAUGGCUGGCGGACCGCGUCGGCCGAAAGCGUAUGUACGGCAUCGAGCUGAUGAUCAUUAUCCUGGCAACCCUGGCUCAGGCCCUGUCCUCUGCUUCCCCCGGUAUGUCCAUCGUGGGUAUCUUGAUCUUCUGGCGCGUUAUCAUGGGCAUUGGCAUCGGAGGUGACUACCCACUGUCCUCCAUCAUUACAUCUGAGUUUGCCACUACCAAGUGGCGCGGUGCCAUGAUGGGUUCUGUGUUCGCUAUGCAAGGAAUCGGACAAUUUGCUGCAGCCAUCGUGGCUCUUAUUGUCACAGCUGGUUUCAAGGAAUCUCUCCAAACUGCCAAGGAUGUCGCCCACUGCAGUGGUGUCUGCCAGCUGGCUGUUGACAAGAUGUGGCGCACUGUUAUCGGAUUCGGCGCGGUACCUGCUUGUGCUGCCCUGUACUACCGCCUAACCAUUCCUGAGACUCCGCGGUAUACCUUCGAUGUGACCCGUGACAUUCUCAAAGCCGAUGAGGAUAUUCGUGCGUACAUCACGGGUCACCCGGAGGGUCAUCCCGAUGAGAUUCAGCGUAUCCGUGUUCUGCGCAACGAGAGUAUCGAGUUCCUUGCACCCAAGGCAAGCUGGGCGGACUUCAAGUCGCACUACGGCCAGUGGAAGAACUUCAAGGUUCUCUUGGGUACUGCGGGUUCGUGGUUCUUCCUUGACAUUGCUUUCUACGGUCUUGGUCUCAACAACUCCAUCAUUCUCAGCGCGAUCGGCUGGACUGGAGGCAAAAAUGUCUAUGAAACCUUUUACCGCAACGCAGUCGGAAACCUGAUUCUGGUCUGCGCCGGUGCUAUCCCAGGCUACUGGGCCACCGUCGGAACUGUCGACACCCUCGGCCGCAAGCCUAUUCAAAUGGCCGGUUUCAUUAUUCUGACGAUCAUUUUCUUCAUCAUCGGUGGCGCUUACGAUCCCCUCAGCAAGUCGCAUGGUGGUCUACUUGCGCUGUACGUUCUGGCGCAAUUCUUCUUCAACUUUGGACCCAACGCAACCACCUUCAUCGUGCCUGGCGAGUGCUUCCCUACGCGCUACCGCUCUACAUCUCACGGUAUCAGCGCUGCAUCGGGCAAAGUCGGUGCCAUCAUCGCACAGUGUGUCUUUGGACCCCUGGUGCACAAGGGUGCCAAGCCAGACUCCGGCGCCUCGCCCUGGCUCAACCAUGUCAUGCAGAUAUUCGGCGGCUUCAUGUUCUGCGGUAUUCUCACAACCUGGCUGAUCCCGGAGACUAAGCGUCGUACCCUCGAGGAACUGUCUGGUGAGGAUCACGGCUCUCUCCACGAGAACCUGACCGUUCAGACAGCAGAGAAGCCUGAGGAGGACAACCUGCCCAAGCAGGUUCCUGCUAUCACCACCGUGCAGGGGGAGUGA